ACUUUUACGUUGAAAUAUAAUUUUUUCUUUUCGAAAAUUGUCUUCUACUGCACAAGAACAAAUAAUACAUACAUGUAAACAAUUCACAUAUUUAAAAUACUGCUUCAUCUUGUACCAUAUAUUAUAAAGUUCAAAAAAUUAAAAUGUAGAAAGUCCGUUUUAGUACAUCUGGAAUUUCAUUAAAAUCACAAUUUCCAAACCGUGUGUCUCGUUCUGUAAAUUAAUACUUUCGUACUCAUUAGUAAAUACUCGCCAUACAAGUUUUUUAAAAUUGUUAAAUUAUUCUUUCCGUCAAUGGACGAAAACGAAAACAAAUGAAUCUAAGAUCUACGUUCGAGAAGCUAUAUGAAUAAAGUUCUAAAAGCAUAAAUAAAAAUAGUGACAUUACUAUAUGAAGAUUCUAAUCUACAGUUUUUGAUGGAUUUUCAAAUAUUUGAAGGUAUCAGAAUGUGACAAAAAAUACAUGUGUCAAAAUGGUUCCUCAAAUGUAGUUGAAAAAUCGUACGUAUCGAAGUUUAUCUCGUUGAUGAACGAAAAACAUUGUUAAAUAAAUUAUAGCAAACCGAAAAUAUAAGGAUUUUUGUUAAUGAAAUUAUGAAAACGAUUUAUUUAUAUACGCAUUCCUAGAAUCUACUUUAAACUCUAACUUAAAAUAUACAUAUUAUACUGGAAAUUAUUGACAAAACUAUUGGAAUGCAGAAUGUUCAAGAACCUUGACAAAAAUAACUUGUGAGCAGUUGACAUUUAUAUGAUAUUAUAUUUGGUAAUUACUUCUGAUUUUCUUCUUCUCUAAUCAUACUAAAUAACAAUUUAUUAAUGAGACGAUUUUUCAUUGUUAUAAACAUGCCAUUAUGGUUUCGUAUUAAAUCUUUUUAAACGAAAAAAAGUAUUUUCCUUAAUUUCCCUUCCCACAAGAAUAUCUACCAAUGAUAUUUACUUUUUACAUGCAUGAUACUCUGAUUGUCAUACAGCUUUUGAAAGCAAUGUAUUCACAUAUUUAAAUUCAUAUCUAGAGUCUGUGUUAAAAUUGUUCAAGCUAUAACAACGAUAGGUGGAGUACAAUGGCUACAUUUUGCAGCAAUAAUAAUAUAUUCUGACAAAGCAACGUAGACAAUUGUCAAAGAUUAUCAUUAAAGAGACACAAGACUUGACUUAGGACUUGAAAAAAAGAAAAUGGAAAAAGAGAAUUAUCGGGUUAACAAACUAUACUGCAAUCCUACACAGUUUCCGAACAAGCAUGCUGAAUCGAAAGAAUUAAAUGAUGAAAGAAGAGUACAAGAGGAGAAAUACUGUAGAAUUAGAAUGGUUAAUGAUGAAAAAAAGGGAAAUGAAAAGAAAGAUUGUGAAGGAAAAUAUUUAGAACAACCAAAUACAAUACUUGGACUUUGUGCUAUUUGUCAUCUUGCAGCUGGAAACAUAAACUCUGCUUUUCAUCAAAAUAUUCCUUGUUCUGCAGAGCACAUUCUGUGCCAAUACUGUAUUCAACAAUUUACUAUUCCAUCAGAUUCAGGUUGUAUUCUUUGUCAAGUGCAAUUACAAAAUGAGAAUCUAAGUUUAUCUCAAGAGAGCAAUACUAGUUUAAAUUCCAUAUAUAUUUGUCCAAGAAAAAUGCAAGCUCCGCAUCAACAACCAGAGUGUCAUGUUAGGUAUCAUCAAUCUGAACAAGCUUAUGUUAAGUCUAGAAAUCAAAAUUAUUCGACACCAGUAACGAAUACAGAAAAGAGUACAUGUGGAUGUCGCAAUGUCGACGAUUCUGAAGAUAGUACUGAUGGCGAGCGAGAUAAAGAUCAAAACAAUAUUCGAGAAGAAAGAGACAUCAAUGAUAGUAAACAAAAACAACAUAGUUAUUGUAAUCUAUACAAAAAAGGAAAUCCAGAAUUGUAUACAUCUGAGACUAAACUUAAUGGACAAAUUACAGCAGAAUGCUCUCGCAGACCAAUCCGAUGUCCACGAAUCGAUUGCGCUAUAAAUGUUGCUUUUUCAGCAUUAACACAUCAUUUUAUUUUUGAUCAUCCAGAAGUACCCAUUUUGAAUGUGGAGCCAGGCAUUAAAAGUACACUGAUUGUUAGUUUUAAGGCUUUAUCUGUAAAUUCUAGUCGAUGUCUAGCCCUUCUUUUAGUUUCCAAUAAACUCCCAGAUCCUGUUGCAAGACUAUUUAACAGUAGUCAGAUUAAUCCAAAGUUUCGGAACCGAUUGCCAUUAUCAGUACUAGCUGCUCGAUUACGUUCUACAGAUCAAUGUAACAAAAUUAAUCACUGUGAGAAUAGCAUAAUUAUUGCCUGGGUUGCUGGAUUAGAUAUUGGAAACACUACAGAGAAACUGCUUUGUAGCAUUCAGGCUGUAGAUAAGUUUGAUACUGAAGGCUUACGUUCCCUGACAUAUACAGGUCCAGUGAAUUCAUUAAGAACAGCCCAAUGUCCUCGAGAUAUUUUGUCAACAGGUGAUUGUAUAGUCCUGCACGAAGGUCUCCUUUGUCACAUUACAUCCGAUUGUGCUACACUCAAUGUUAAUGUUACUGUACAUUAACUAUAUUAUCGAAAAACACAAAUGAAAAAGUUAAUAAAAUUUUUACUAAUAAUGUUAGUAAAAAUA
Messenger RNA from Megalopta genalis, 2592 nucleotides. NCBI's taxonomy places the organism in Eukaryota, Metazoa, Arthropoda, Insecta, Hymenoptera, Halictidae. The record is from RefSeq and is a predicted model, not a curated record.